AUGGCUAGCCUUGACACUGACGCUCAAUCUUAUGAAGGAUUUGUGGAGAACGGCGGUGUCCGGAUUCAUUUUCGCGCAGCUGGUCAAGGCCCUCUACUACUUCUGCUCCACGGCUUUCCCGACAAUGGAGAAACCAAUGUGCCAGAUGACGUGGACGCAUACGACUUGUCGAAUGUUGUGGGUGAUAUGAUCACCAUCCUCGCCCAUUUCAAGACUGAAAAGGCCAUUAUUGGCGGUCAUGAUAUUGGCGGGGCAGCGAUUCAGAUGCUGGCGCUAAUGAGGCCGGAGCUUGUUGCGGGACUGAUUCUCAUCAACACACCGAUUUUGCCAAGGUUUUAUGAUCUGGUGAAUUUUGAUGAAGGACAGCAAAAAAUGUCCGAAUACACAAUAAAAUUCAUACAGUAUCAGCCUGGCGAUGAAAAGAAUGAGGCAGAUGUUGUGAAAUUCAUAAGGGAUCCUGCACGACGGCAAGCAGUAGCGGAGUACAUGCGCUCUUCUCCAAUGCAUGGCAUGUUCGCCUUAUACAAAAAGAACUAUCCCGGCCCACCUUAUGGUCAGAACGUCGAUACAUUGUACAUGCGUUUUCAGGUCCCGACACUGAUAAUCUGGGGUACGGAGGAUGAAUACUUCUCUCCCAAAUUCCUUGAUCAACUCCUACAGCAUUUCCUUGCACCUACCCGACUCGUCACGUUGCCAGCAACAGGGCAUUGGCCAUUCCAAGAACAAGCUGAGAAGGUCAACAUGGAGAUCUGGUCUUGGCUUGAAAUGUUGAAGCUUGGCUAA
Penicillium canescens is the source of this 783-nucleotide messenger RNA. RefSeq names its product alpha/beta fold hydrolase. Lineage: Eukaryota; Fungi; Ascomycota; Eurotiomycetes; Eurotiales; Aspergillaceae. Bases 1 to 783 code for a protein of 260 amino acids. The transcript is spliced from 2 exons. The record is from RefSeq and is a predicted model, not a curated record.